GAGCGCUUCCGCUGCCCCGAGGCUCUCUUCCAGCCCAGCUUCUUGGGUCUGGAGAGUGUUGGCAUUCACGAGACCUGCUACAACUCCAUCAUGAAGUGCGAUCUCGACAUCAGGAAGGACCUGUACUCCAACAUUGUCCUCUCGGGUGGCUCAACCAUGUACCCCGGCAUUGCUGACAGAAUGAACAAGGAGCUCACCUCGCUUGCCCCGUCAUCAAUGAAGAUCAAAAUCAUUGCACCUCCUGAGCGCAAAUACUCAGUUUGGAUCGGUGGCUCAAUCCUGGGAUCCCUGUCCACCUUCCAGCAGAUGUGGAUCACCAAGCAGGAAUACGACGAAUCCGGCCCACAAAUCGUUCAUCGCAAAUGUUUCUAA
Messenger RNA from Dibothriocephalus latus, 372 nucleotides. The record is from the annotation of a GenBank genome assembly. NCBI's taxonomy places the organism in Eukaryota, Metazoa, Platyhelminthes, Cestoda, Diphyllobothriidea, Diphyllobothriidae.